Molecule: messenger RNA, 2529 nt
Organism: Phascolarctos cinereus (koala)
Lineage: Eukaryota; Metazoa; Chordata; Mammalia; Diprotodontia; Phascolarctidae
Source: RefSeq, a predicted model, not a curated record
ACUCAGAAGUACACAUUUACACACACACACACACACACACACACACACACACUUUACUUUCUUGUUCUAGGAUACCAAAAUACCUCACUAGUAGGUUGAUUUGAAUUUUUUAAGUCAUGUGACAAAACCAUGCUACUUAAAAUGCAGUGUGUGUGGUUUGAAUGACUUAAGACCAAAUUCUUGUUUUCCUUGCAUAACUGUGGAUUUCUGUAGUCUGUGCUUGCCUACCCAGACUUAUGUUCAUAGCAACUGAAAAAGGUGACAAGUAUUUAGACAGCAGGCAAAGACUAUAGCUACUUUUGAAAUAGAAGCUUUUCAUCCAGAAGUUAAUUAAGUCGUCCUCGGACCAGGACUCACUGGGGAAAACUUACAGACAGUUUCAGGAGUAGAGCGGUCUGUAGCUGAGACUGUGACUUCAUUUUCCUAAAGUCCUUCCUGAGAAGAUGAUCUCACACAACAUGACGUGGAUAAAAUAUCCAAGUAAAGACUUCAUUGAAAUUGAAGAUAUAAUAAGGUCACAGAAUAUCAUAUCAAGAUUUAUGCACAUCUACAUUGCACUGUUUGUCCCAACAAGUCUGGUGGCCAGCACAUUCAACAUGACCACCUUUAUAAAGAGGCACACUAGGAUGGGAAAACUGGACUUGUACCUCUUGGACUUGACUGUGACGAACCUUCUGGUGACCCUGUUUUCAUUCACUGCCAUAACUAGACCAGAUUACAUACUAACCACCAAUCUGAGCUGUGGGGUACUCUCUUUUUUCUUCAACAUUUGUUACUUCAAUGCUCAAUACAUUCAGAUUGCCAUGCUCUAUGCAUUCCUGUUCCAGGAUUACUUGCCCUAUCUGAGAGUGGUGACACCGAUCAAAAAGCCCCUGGGAAACCUGAGCCUUAUCUUUGUUUGUGCUUUCAGCAGCUCCUUGGGAGGGGUGAUGCUUCUAGGCACAGCUGGCUUGUUACUUAAAAGUACCCUAUGUCAGGUGGACCCACUGACAGCCUGGCCCGAAUAUGAGAUUGUCAAAUUCAGCUUGGGCUUUGGGGUGACGCUGAUUAUAGAAGUGGUUUUCUUUACCUUACUCAUUGGGAAGCUAGUACAAAGAGUUACUCCUCCACAGAAAGACAACAGGCCCACUUACCUGGUCAUGCUGACCAUCACCCUGAUCAUGUUUGCCUGUCGUCUUUUUUACAACAUUAUGCUACUCAACAGGUUUAGGCUCAAACUUCAGAGGGAUAAUGGUUCUCCUAGAGAUGAGCUCAUCAUGAACAUUGCAGAGCUGGUCCUGUUUGGUGAGAGUUGGGCAAGUAACCUGGUCAUUCUUUUUCUUCAUGAGCCAUGUAAGCGUUCCCUGAAGAAAAGCCUACAAAAUCUAACCAAAUGGUGCCGGAGGGAAGAAGAGACCCACAACAGCAUGCCCCUGGAGAGAGGAAUCUAAAAUGCGUCUGUAGCAAUGCAUGGUGGAGGGGGGCAACACUGGAAAGCCAUUAGCGGCUCAGCCUUUUGAGAGGAGCACAAUACAUCUGCUGAAAUUCCACAUUUGCACUGCAAGAUCAAGCAGGCAGGAUUUGAUGUCUUGGCAGGAGACUGUGGGGAUUUUGUUACUACUAGAGUCUAGAUCAUCCCCAAAUAUUCCUAAAUGCUAAAAAGCGCGUCCAUCUAAAUAAAAAAUCAAAAUGGAAGGCAGCCAGCCUUUUUAAGCUCCCUCACAAGUUACCUGAAUACAUUCACAAUGUAUUCAAUAAAUACAAGCCAGAAUAUAUUUAGAUAAUUAAGCAAUAUUUCACUUUCCCAGUUUGUUUUAAAAUACGCUAUUCAUUGAAAGACAAUAUGGAACAACAGAGAGGUAAAGCACAUAUGACUGUUACAGCAGAAACUGCUUCUCAAGAGUAGCUGAAUUAGCCAGAGAAACCUGGCUCAUGUCUUACUAUAAAUAAAAUAAGGGUUUUAAAAAAAAUACUAUAACAAACUGAGGUUAAAAAGUUAUCACUCACAUAUUUAAAAAUGGUUUUUAUGAUGUUGAUUCAGGGACAACAAUGGGACAAUGUUCUGUUUGCUCUAAUACACUAUAGUGAAAAAAACAAGUCAGUUAGGACUGAGGAUACCAAGGUUCUGGUCCCAAGACUCUGAGACUGUGAUUUUGUUGAAGUUGCUUUUCAAUUUAUUUCAUAUAACAAAUGCCCCACCUAUUUAUCUAUCUUACAGGAUUACUGUAGAGCUCAAACAAGAGCACAAGUAUACAGGUGCUUUGGAAAGGAAAAAGCAGAUAUACAAAUGCCAGGAAUAUUUAUUUUGAGUGGUUCAAGAUUAGCCUGGUCUUGGGAAGGUAAAUGAAUGAAAUUAAUUACACUGAGUAUGGCCUGAACUUUACUGUAUUCCUUUACUAUUACUAGUUGUAAAUCCAAGAAUAAUUCUUGAUGCCAAUGGUUUUACAUGAGAAAUAUGCAGCAAAAUAAUUUCUCUUAAGUUAAAGCAUGUGUGCUCACCUGCCAAGUGAGUUUUGUGAGGCAGGAAUAAAAAACACAUAUUUUUGAAAA